Eriocheir sinensis (Chinese mitten crab) is the source of this 2105-nucleotide messenger RNA. RefSeq lists its product as uncharacterized. The record is from RefSeq and is a predicted model, not a curated record. Gene Ontology annotation, cellular component: RNA polymerase I transcription regulator complex. The transcript has 13 exons. Lineage: Eukaryota; Metazoa; Arthropoda; Malacostraca; Decapoda; Varunidae. Gene Ontology annotation, biological process: transcription by RNA polymerase I. Bases 106 to 1713 code for a protein of 535 amino acids.
UCUGUCCCACGUUUUCUUGUUUUGAUGGAGCGGUUUGGCGCGUCGAGGGCAUGCCGAGGGGGAUUUUGACCAUUUUCCACGUGAUCCUUUGCGAGGCAGGCGAGGAUGAAUCCCAAGAAACAAAGACGAAGGAAGGGACAAAAAGUUGGGAGUAGGACAAGUGCACAGAAUGACCAGGCACAUGGCAAGCGGCUGCAGAAGAGUGAUUCAAAGGUGAAAAAGAAACACUUCCGCUGGGCCCUUGAGCUGCUUCACACGGCCGUCUGUGGUCACCGCUGGGAAGAUGCGCUCCUAAUGCUGCCUUGCGUCAUUACACAGAUGGCGCCGCACCUCCCCGUCGACUUCCUGUGGCGGAUGACGGACGUGAUCACCAGGAACAUUCCGGGAAUCUCCGAAGCUGAGAGGAAGAAGUUCUGGCCGCUGGUGCACAAUAUGAAAGUCAAGCCGUACAUGUUCCUGGAUAUCUUGUCGCAGGACCUGGCCAGGGCGACGGAGAAGGACACGGAUGAGCUCCUUCAGAUGAUAGAGGACAUUCAAAACCACCGUCUGUACAACUUGUCCAAAGGUAAAAGGCGGUUCCAGGCUCUCUCGGAUGGUUACAUUGGCCUCAUCCACUACAACAGGUGGAAGAAUUCUGUAGCGGCCUUAUCAUCCUCCCUGAAGGUGGACCCGGAUGACGACCUCUUCCCGUCGAGCUUCCCCGAGAGCAAGGAGGAGGUAUGGAGUGAGAUGCGCAGGAGGGAGAUAGCUCGGAAGGCACACUCAAUCCUCAAGAAGGCCCUCAGCAACCUGGACGAGCCUUGCGAGUGGUUCAUGAUGCAAUACCUCGAACUGGAGGCGCAUCUCAACGGACAGGAGGCAGCCGUCAGCGCCCUGGAGAAGUACAAGGCUGACCCACGCCGUGCCCCUGCGCACCACCUGGCCCACUGCUUCUACAAGACCUUCACGCCCGCCUCAACGGAACGGCAGCUGGUGGAACUCGAGGCUAUCUGCAAGAAGAGCCCUGACGACCCUCUGGUGGUGGAGCUGGUCAACCUGUACCUGGCGGGCAUGGAUCAUGGAGGGCCGGCACUGGAGAGAGCCAUGGUGUUCGGCAGUGGCGGCGACAGUGACAGCGGCCUCGAGGACAGUGACACACCCCUCUCGGCGGCUCCCUCUGUGGUGACCUGCAGCCUGAAGUCACGUGGACACGUGGAAGCGCUGUACAGGUGUCUGGUGCUACUGGUGGGGCUGCUUGACUUCGAGGGUCACCGCUGGGACCUCGCACCCUGGCAGAAGCUGACGGAGGUGCUGGCAAAGUUCUACCAGGCGUGGGUCAGGUGCUAUACGUGUCUGUCCUGCCACAACACUCGGCGGCGGCUGCAUCGGCUGGCGGAGACGGUGGUGCCGCUGUGGAGGCAUUCCGUGUGGAGGCCGCCACCGCCGCUGCCCCGGACACUCACCCAGGCCCAGGCGCAGGUCAUCGUCCACCAUGUGUUUGCGGCGUUUAUAUUCGGCCAUGCCUGUGAGAAAUACCAGGGACAAUGUCUCUCGGCCCUGGAAGUCGGCGGACACACAGAUCAACUAGAGGAGCUGCUGGGACUCCUGAGCUUCCCCGGCGCCCACCGUAAGGACUUCAUGCUCAUGGCAGAGAGGAACAGGAAAAGAUUUCCUACAAGAAGACAUCACCAAGCUACAGGAAUGGAACAAAAAGUGGCUGCUACAAUUCACUGAAGAAAAAUAUAAAGUCCUGCAUCUUGGGAGGGGAUAUCCAGCACACCAAUACCACAUGAGAAACACUCCGCUAUCCACCACAGAGGCAGAGAAAGACCUGGGGAGUGUAUGCUACCAGGCUACCAGUGAAGGGAUAUCCAGCAUACCAAUACCACAUGGGAAACACUACCCUAUCCACCACAGAGGCAGAGAAAGACCUGGGGAGUGUAUGCUACCAGGCUACCAGUGAAGGGAUAUCCAGCACACCAAUACCACAUGGGAAACACUCCACUAUCCACCACAGAGGCAGAGAAAGACCUGGGAGUGCAUGUUACCAGGCUACCAGUGAAGGGAUAUCCAGCAUACCAAUACCACAUGGGAAACACUCCACUAUCCACCACAGAGGCAGAGAA